Messenger RNA from Paramuricea clavata, 2114 nucleotides. Lineage: Eukaryota; Metazoa; Cnidaria; Anthozoa; Malacalcyonacea; Plexauridae. The record is from the annotation of a GenBank genome assembly.
GCUCUGUUAUAAAUCUUUGCUAUUGCGUGUCAUUAUUACUUGUUACUUUACUCAACAUGCCUCGGCUAACUAGAAAUAGUAUGGAAACGUCAACGAGCAACAAUAUUGCUAACACUAGCUCCGCUCGUCCGCCGUCGAGUACGAGUUCGCCAGUAACCAGUUCGCACGUGUCAGCGAUGCAAACGAGCAAUGCGGGUUCUUUGCCAGUCGCUAACAUCGUCAACGACGUGGUUCAAGCGCUUCAAGGUAGCUUGGAAGGCCUUGUUCAGUCCGCCAUUGAUGCUCGUUUGUCCGUCUCGUCAACCGCAGCAGUCGCAAACAACGCUGGGCAGUUCUCGUCUCGUCCAGCAAAUAACCUCGCUGAGAAUGCUCCCCCAAACAAUUUGGAAUCGCAGACCGCAAAUUACGAAACCGUUCAUCCAGCUGAUGGUAUGGUUAGUGGUGUUAAUGCUCAUUUAUCUGACGCCAGAGGUAGGCUCGUUCCUUCUUUUAUUAAUACGUUUGCCACGCCAUCUUCUUCAUUGGUUUGGUCGGGUAACAGUUCCAGUUCUCCCUCCCUUGCGCUAGCCACGGGUAGUGUGCCGUAUUAUUGCAACCCUAACGCUAGUAGUGGGAUCUCGUUACCACAAUCGAGUGGUGUCUCAUCAUUUAUUGUUGGCCCAGGUUAUGCCCCAAUACCUGCAAAAACUGUCGGUGCUAUUACUGCAGGGAAGUAUAUAAAUCUGGCUGAUCUUCUCCCGGAGAAUUCCUACGCCGUCGACGAGUCCAACGAGCCCCAUCUGCUUUUAGAUGGUCGCCUAGUUUUAACAGGCAUGAUAAAAAAACCGCGGAAAGAGAUUGUUGAUAUUGUUUCGUGGGUGGAGGCGUUUUCUAUAUAUGCCUUGAUUGGUCCGUCAGAGUCGUACACUCCUUUAGCCAAAUGUAGUCUGACCCGUAAUCGUAUAGUUUUGAAUAUUUAUUAUACAAACUGACACUGAUAUUGAUACUUGUACGGAAUACUAUUCGAUCUAUUAAAGUUAUAUACAAAAUAAUUAUAAGUAAAGAGUAAUAAUAUAAGUGUACUUUUAUACAUACCACUAAUUCAUAUAGCAAAUCAUUGAGUUCUAUAAAUGUCACUUACUUCUUUGGCGGGUCACUAGGACUACAUUCAAACAGUUCAAAAUACAGGUUAGCAGAAUCAACAGAAUACAAUAUUACAAUAGGUUAGCCUUUUCACGUUUCAGUAGGUCCUUUCGACCGCAGUUCCUUAUCUCAAUUAACAAUAACCUUGAACAUGCAAUUUAUGUAAAUGUCAAAACUGACAAGAUAUGUCAUUGUCACAAAACUAAUUUAAACUAACAGAACUAAUAUGUUAAAAUGUACGUAAAUUAAUUAUGCAAUUGUUACGUCGUGAGUGUCUAACGAAACAUUGAUAGUUUGUACUUCAACCCCUCACCGUUGGCGCGAUUUAACGACCUACAAGUUGUUGAUUUUACGCACGUAUCGCCAGUUCCAGAGUACUGCAUGGUUAACGUACGACAAGGCCUUUAGACAACACGCAGCCGCUCUAAACCUUACGGACUGGUCGGAACUGAACGUCCAGUUGUUCAAUUUUUAUACCGCCGGUUCUGCUGCGAAACCUUCUCAUUCGAUUCCGCAACCGCGGGUCGAUCGUGUGACCGAAGGGCAAGGCAAUUCAGCUGCGUUUGUAGUCUGUGCAUCGUGGAAUCGAGGACGGUGUGUAGCCCCCACUGCAUUGUGUCGCUUUCGCCAUGUAUGUUCGAACUGUUCGGCGGAUCACCGAGGCAUAAACUGUCCAACUUCUGGUAAAGCCCCUAGUUACCCGAUCCCGCCCAAAAGCCGUCGUUUCUAGAAUGCUCUAGUACGCAUCUAUGAGGCGCCAAAUAUGACAAAAUAGAUCAUAGUUGUGUGAUAUAUAUUACUGCAAAUAUAUACAGUAUAUUCGUGAUGAAUAGGUUAUUCUUCCAAAUAUUUAAAUAUUGUAAGCGGGUGAUAUACAUCACAAAUCAUGGUUUAUAUCACAACCCGUGAUAUAGAUCACAUUUCAGCUCGUGAUACAGGUUACAAAUCAUGGUUUAUAUAUCACAACUCGUGACAUAGAUCACAAUCCACAA